Messenger RNA from Marmota flaviventris (yellow-bellied marmot), 707 nucleotides. It is a transcript of the gene Fam162a, whose product is annotated as family with sequence similarity 162 member A. Lineage: Eukaryota; Metazoa; Chordata; Mammalia; Rodentia; Sciuridae. The record is from RefSeq and is a predicted model, not a curated record. Gene Ontology annotation, biological process: positive regulation of release of cytochrome c from mitochondria; cellular response to hypoxia; neuron apoptotic process. Gene Ontology annotation, cellular component: mitochondrion.
AGGGGUGACUUUGAGCGCACCAGCGCCACCGCUGCUGCGGUAGGUGUCGUGUGGUUGGCGGAGUAGGCGGCCAUGGGGAGCCUCCGCGGCCUGCGCCUGGCAGCUGGGAAUUUUUUUAGGUUAUAUGAAAAAGAUGCUGCCUCAUCUCUAAGGUUUACCAGAAACUUUGAUUUGAAGCGAGUAAAUGGAUUUUGCACUAAACCACAGGAAACUCCCAAAGCGCCAUCCUACACUUCCAGCCACAGAGUGCCAUUACACAAACCAACAAAUUGGGAGAGGAAGAUCCUGAUAUGGUCAGGUCGCUUCAAAAAGGAAGAGGAAAUCCCAGAGACUAUCUCGUUUGAGAUGCUUGAUGCUGCAAAGAACAAGAUUCGGGUAAAGGUUAGCUAUAUAAUGAUCGCCUUGACAGUGGCAGGAUGCAUCCUGAUGAUUAUCGAGGGCAAGAAGGCUGCCAAAAGAAAUGAGUCUUUAACAAGCUUGAACUUAGAAAAGAAAGCUCGUCUCAGAGAGGAAGCAGCCAUGAAGGCUAAAACAGAGUAGCAGAGAAGCAUCCGUCCUGGCUGGAUUUUGAAAAUCCAGGAAUAAUGUUGCAGCAAGCCUGUAUUUAAAAGGAUAUGGUGAGGCUCCACUUCAUCACUAUAUGUUUUGCACAGACUCUUUCCCUAUUUUCUGCUAUAGAUAUACAAAUAAAUUUUCUUAAAGACUUG